Ziziphus jujuba (common jujube) is the source of this 1299-nucleotide messenger RNA. RefSeq names its product tobamovirus multiplication protein 1. NCBI's taxonomy places the organism in Eukaryota, Viridiplantae, Streptophyta, Magnoliopsida, Rosales, Rhamnaceae. The record is from RefSeq and is a predicted model, not a curated record. Bases 249 to 1127 code for a protein of 292 amino acids. The transcript has 11 exons.
AAAGGACAGAGUUGGCGGCAACAACAUCUCCCAAAGUAAAGCAUUUCCGUUAUGCCAAUCAAUGAAUAUGCCAACAACCGUUAUACCACCUCACCUCCUCUUCCUUUCUACGUGUCCCUCUUCUUUUCCCUCCACCUGUCCUUUCCCUUCUCUCAACUCCCUCUCUUUCUCUCCCCACAAGCAUUCUUCUUCUUCUUCUUCUUCUUCUUCUUCUUCUUGGGUUGUUGGAAGUGUUUUUCUCAGCUAAGAUGGUUCUGUCAAGAAAAGGGUUGUUUGUGUUAAAGGAGGCAGUGGAUGAUAGUGUGGGACUAUUUAAUUGGUGGAAAGAUAUUGAUGAAUCAGAAGAAUGGCAAAGAGGCAUUUACUUUACAUUAUGUGCUGCUUAUGGAUUUGUUUCCUUGGUUGCAUUGGUACAACUUUUGCGUAUUCAUUUAAGAGUACCAGAAUAUGGAUGGACAACACAAAAGGUUUUCCACUUGAUGAACUUUCUAGUGAAUGGAUUGAGAGCUCUCAUAUUUGGUCUUUACAAGAAUGUGUUCCGUAUCAGACCUAAGGCCUUUGAAAUGGUGCUCAUGGACCUUCCUGGUCUUCUAUUCUUUUCAACAUACACAUUGCUUGUUUUGUUCUGGGCUGAGAUUUAUAAUCAGGCAAGAAGCCUUUCAACUAAUAAACUUAGACCUGUUUAUUAUGUCACCAAUGGACUUGUAUAUUUCAUACAGGUCUGCAUCUGGAUUUUCAUACGACUAAGCCGAAGUCCUGCUGCGGUGGAAGCUGCUAAGCUCUUCUUUUCAAUUAUAUCAUUCUGUGCUGCUCUUGGAUUCUUGUUAUAUGGUGGGAGGUUGUUCGUCAUGCUGAGGCGCUUCCCUAUUGAAUCUAGAGGUCGCCAAAAGAAGAUUUACGAGGUUGGAUGCGUUACAGGAAUCUGUUGUACUUGUUUCCUGGUCAGGUGCUUUGUGCUUGCAUUCUCUGCAUUUGAUGAGGACGCCGAUGUCAAUGUCAUGGAUCAUCCCAUUCUGAACCUUUUAUAUUACAUGGUGGUAGAGAUACUUCCAUCAGCUUUGGUGCUUUUCAUCCUGAGAAAACUCCCCCCAAGGCGUGUUUCAGACCAAUAUCACCCCAUAAAAUGAAGUUCGAGCUAUACAACCUACUAAACGAAGGCUUGCACCAUAUGUCCCUGGCAUUAUUCUCCAGCUUGAGCUAUGAUUUUGUUCAUCUCUCUCUCACUCUCAAAUUUAUUUAUUUGUUUUCUUUAUGUAGACACUUUUAAUCAAAAUUUCUGUAUAUUCGUCUUUCUUUGGA